Molecule: messenger RNA, 509 nt
Organism: Cheilinus undulatus (humphead wrasse)
Lineage: Eukaryota; Metazoa; Chordata; Actinopteri; Labriformes; Labridae
Product: agouti related neuropeptide
Exons: 4
Coding region: 69-497 (142 amino acids)
Biological process (GO): hormone-mediated signaling pathway; adult feeding behavior; neuropeptide signaling pathway
Cellular component (GO): extracellular region
Molecular function (GO): neuropeptide hormone activity; type 1 melanocortin receptor binding
Source: RefSeq, a predicted model, not a curated record
CUUACAGCAACAGGCUCUUCUUGGAGAAGCUGAGGAUUGUGGGAGUUGCAGUUGUCUCUCACAGCAGGAUGUUUGGCUUUGUGCUGCUCUGCUGCUGCUCCUUCAGUUUGCUGCGCCUCUCCUCCUCUUUGGUCCAUGGAAACGUCCCGCUGGAUGAAGGUCCAGCAGCCGGACGCAGAUCUGACUCCUCCUUCAUGUCUGACAUUGCAGAGAGAGGCCACGCCCCUGAUCCUCCACAGGACCCUGUCCUCCUACCUGUGGACUCCGUGGAGGAUCACUUCCUGAUGGACACAGGCUCCUACGAUGAGGACUCCGCAGGCUUGCAGCUGCAGGGUCGGGCCAUGCGUUCUCCUCGUCGGUGCAUCCCUCACCAGCAGUCAUGUCUGGGUUACCCACUGCCCUGCUGCGACCCCUGCGACUCCUGCUACUGCCGCUUCUUCAACGCCAUCUGUUACUGCCGCCGGGUGGGCCCCGCCUGUCCACCCAGACGCACCUGAUGACUCACAACA